AUGCAAGCUAGAAAGAUCAAGUACGAUGUCAUCGGACUGACCGAGACGAGAAGGCAUCGCGCGCUGCACGCUGUAUUUGAGACUGGAGAAGAACUGUUUCUUGGAACAUGCGACAGCAGAGGCGUCCGCGGCGUAGGUGUCCUCGUCAAUACGCACUUGGCCAGGAAUAUCGAUUCGUACGAAAGCUUAACAACCCGAAUCGGACGUUUGCGAUUAAGAAGAUAUGGCUCAAUCCCAGCUCUAACCAUCUUCGUUGCUUACGCACCAACAUCGAGCUACGAAGGAGAGGAGUUGGAAGCGUUUUAUAUGGAUCUGUGA
Messenger RNA from Haemonchus placei, 318 nucleotides. NCBI's taxonomy places the organism in Eukaryota, Metazoa, Nematoda, Chromadorea, Rhabditida, Trichostrongylidae. The record is from the annotation of a GenBank genome assembly.